Serpula lacrymans var. lacrymans S7.9 is the source of this 675-nucleotide messenger RNA. RefSeq lists its product as uncharacterized. Lineage: Eukaryota; Fungi; Basidiomycota; Agaricomycetes; Boletales; Serpulaceae. The transcript is spliced from 2 exons. The record is from RefSeq and is a predicted model, not a curated record. The coding region runs from base 1 to 675 and encodes 224 amino acids.
AUGAAACUAGGAGUUGAUACCAAACUCAUGGCCUUUUCUCUUCUCCAAUCUCUCCCAUGCACUCCUGAAUGUCAAAUAUUUCAGUCACCGGUAAUCAACACAAUUGAAGAAAAUAAACUUACCUUUGAUGCAGUUGAGAUCUGGAUCAAUGCAGAAGUUGCACGACAGUCAGGAAAGGCCCCUGGAGGUUCUGAAUCAGCACUCAAAUCCGAGGAGAAGUGGUGUGACUUCCACAAAGUCAAAUCACACAACACCUUGGAGUGUCGAACACUUCAGUCAGCUGAAAAAGGUCAAAGGAAAAAGGGAAAGGAAAGACACAAGGAUAAAGGAAAAGAGAAGGAGAAGGCAAAUACAGCGGAGCAAUCAUCUGGAUCUGACUCCGAGAAGGAACAGAGUCAUAUUGCAUUGGAACAUGUACAUAUUUCCAAGCUACUUGCUAAACGCAUUCAAGCUUACCUUGUGAACAUACCAUGUUCUAUCCUACAAGCAACUGUUGGCAAAAAAGACUACAAUAUUGCACUGUCAAAUGUCUUACUUGUGCCAAACUUCAUGUUAGCACUCGUCUCUGUCCACAAAUUGUCCAAAACGGGGUUAUCAACACUUUUUCCAGCAGGGUCAAAUGCUUGUGAAGUUCGGAAAAAGGAGGAACUUAUCCUCACUGCCUUACACAAGUGA